GGAUUCGACACGCGUGGUACGCAGUAUUCGGGUGCACGAUUAGCAUGGGAAUCGGUAGCGUGGCCGUUGCAGCAAGGCAACCGAGUGCCGAUCGAAAACGACGAGCAGGCGGCCACUCGACUGAUACCUGCUUCACAGCAACCCGAAUCACUUCUUGCCACCACCGGAAAGGCAUCAGCUGGUGCUGCUGCUGCUGCUGGAAGGGCGCAAGUAAGCAGCACAAAUAAGACACGAACAAAGCGAUCGUGGGCCGAUGAAUUUAUCGAUAUCUUUGUGCAGAUACCGUGCUAUGGUAGUCCAAUUCCAGCAAUGGAUUUCCUGGCUCAGUUUGUGCUGGAAGUGCCGUCUUAUGAGGCACUGUUUGAGAUGAAUUUCUUGAAAACUCUGUGCUCGGUGCAUACGCAUCUAUUUGAAGCGCUUGACCCAUUCACCGAAAUUACACCGUAUAGGUGA
Molecule: messenger RNA, 453 nt
Organism: Anisakis simplex (herring worm)
Lineage: Eukaryota; Metazoa; Nematoda; Chromadorea; Rhabditida; Anisakidae
Source: the annotation of a GenBank genome assembly